This is a messenger RNA of Scleropages formosus (Asian bonytongue), 1562 nucleotides long. RefSeq names its product TNF superfamily member 14 (gene tnfsf14a). The transcript has 5 exons. Gene Ontology annotation, molecular function: tumor necrosis factor receptor binding. Lineage: Eukaryota; Metazoa; Chordata; Actinopteri; Osteoglossiformes; Osteoglossidae. The record is from RefSeq and is a predicted model, not a curated record. Gene Ontology annotation, biological process: immune response. The coding region runs from base 45 to 767 and encodes 240 amino acids. Gene Ontology annotation, cellular component: membrane.
ACGUAUGGAUUUUUACUGCUGACCUUCCAUUGUUUAGUAAUGGCAUGACCUCCGGCAUGGGAGACGGCGGGUUGGCCUACCCACCUGUGUUCGUGGUGGACAGUCAGGCUCGCUACCUGCCACCCCCCGGACCUCGUCCGUACCAGAAGAGCCCCAGACAGACCCUGCUAUAUCUGCUGGUGACUUUGGCACUUGUCGGCAUGGCUGUGGAAGCCUGUUUCAUCUACCAUCUCUACCAACAGGGAACCACGGUGCAGAAGGACACCAUGAAAGCAGAGAAGUCCACGCAAGAUUUAAGUGACGUUGAAGUCCCCUCGAAAAAUAAAGCGGCCAUGAACCCCCCCAUGCCUUCCGCACACUUAACAGGCAGCUCACACCUCCCAAAAGAUGACGGGAUUCUGAUUUGGGACACAGACGGAGGAGAUUCGUUCAUCCAUGAGAUGGACCACAUUGCGGGCAAGCUCUACAUCAAGAAGGAGGGAUUCUACUUCAUCUAUUCCAAGGUCUUCUUUGCCGAGACGCCUGUUAAGGUGUUUGCCCACACGGUCAUGAAGAACAGCCCUCGACUUCCUGGAACCAACCAGGAGGUGAUGCGGUCCCGGAGGUACCCGGGCCAGACCAAGGACCUCUCUGGUGUGCACAACAGCUAUCUGGGAGGGGUCUUCCUCCUGCAUGAGGGUGAGGCCAUCUUCGUGGUGGUUCAGAACCACACCUUGCUCCGGAGGCAGAUCCCUGCCGACAACUUCUUUGGAGCCUACAUGAUAUAGGUGGGGAACCAGUAAGAGGGUCUGGAAAUACCCUGGCAGUGGAAUUUUUUUUAAGCAUCAAAAUCUUAAGCAUGUGGGACACUGCGGAACAAGGCAGUGUGUCGUUCUGUAAAGGACCAUCAGAACGAAACAUGAAAAUGAAUACUUUAGUGGUCUCAGUGCUGGUGGGAUUGACACCAAGUAAUAAGUGUGAGUCUCAGCAGCAGCUCUUUUCAAGGCCUGCUUGCCGCAUGCAGGCUUUGCUUGGGCUUCCGGAAAAUUCUGACUUUUCCCUAAAGGCAGGGCAUUGCACGUGCUGCAUUCUGGGCUGUGGGGAUGAAGGUUUCAGCACCCAGAGGGACAUUAAUUAAUUCUUCCACCGGAUACCACGAUGCCAGCUGUUGUGUGGACAUCCAGUUGUAUGGGUGGACUGUAGACUGUAUUUAAGAAAAUAAGUGCAGCCCUAGUUAGGAGUUUCUGCUUUAUCAAUAAAAUGAUUGCACUUUUAUAACUCAUUCAUAACUUUAUUUGUAAACAUAAAUUCAAAAGGCAAAUGAUCUGAAAAUCGGACUUUAGGCUUUAAUCGGUCUAAGAUUUGUGCAAUACAGCAGGGUGUCAGACUGUACUGUAAAAGGUGUGAACGUUGACAAGACGUAAAAAUGACUAAAAGGAAAGUUACGACUGACAUCCUGUUUAACGAAAUUCAUCAAUAUAUUGUAAUUUGAGGUUGAAAUUCACAAGAAUAAAAAUGCUCGUAAAAUAAUUGUGCCUGCUACUGCAGCUUUAUUAAAUUCAAAUAAAUAUAUAAUAUGCUUG